Messenger RNA from Pogoniulus pusillus (Red-fronted tinkerbird), 2384 nucleotides. It is a transcript of the gene PDIA4, whose product is annotated as protein disulfide isomerase family A member 4. The record is from RefSeq and is a predicted model, not a curated record. Gene Ontology annotation, molecular function: protein disulfide isomerase activity. The coding region runs from base 121 to 2055 and encodes 644 amino acids. Gene Ontology annotation, biological process: protein folding; response to endoplasmic reticulum stress. The transcript has 10 exons. Lineage: Eukaryota; Metazoa; Chordata; Aves; Piciformes; Lybiidae. Gene Ontology annotation, cellular component: endoplasmic reticulum lumen; endoplasmic reticulum; cell surface.
GCGAUUGGCGGCGGCACCGCUCGCGUCGCAGGGCGGCAGCCAAUCGGGGCCGGACGCGGUGUCCCGCGAGAGGGCGCGGCGGGCCGGAGCGGAACGGAGCGGAGCGGGCCGAGGGGCGCGAUGAGGUCCGGCGGGUUGUGGGUGCUGCUGCUGCUGCUGGCACUGGCCCAGGUAGCCCUCCUGGCGCGGGGGGCGGCGGCCGAGGAAGACGAUGGAGAAUCUGUUACAAAAGAAGUUGAGGAAGAUAGCGAUGAUGAUGAAGAAGAAGAUGAUGAUGAUGAUUCAGAGGUUAAAGAAGAGAAUGGUGUGUUAAUACUGAAUGAUGCAAACUUUGACACCUUCACUGCAGACAAGGACACUGUGCUGCUGGAGUUCUAUGCACCCUGGUGUGGGCAUUGCAAGCAGUUUGCUCCUGAGUAUGAGAAGAUAGCCAAGACUCUGCAGGAAAACGACCCUCCUAUUCCAGUUGCCAAAAUCGAUGCCACUGCAGCCACUUCCCUGGCGAGUCGCUUCGAUGUCAGCGGCUACCCAACUCUCAAGAUCCUGAAGAAAGGCCAACCUGUUGACUACGACGGUUCCCGGACGGAGGAUGCAAUUGUGGCCAAGGUCAAGGAAGUUUCUGACCCCAACUGGACCCCCCCACCAGAAGCAACCCUCGUGUUGACCCAGGAUAACUUUGACAACACUGUGAAUGAUGCUGACAUAAUCCUGGUGGAGUUCUAUGCUCCAUGGUGUGGCCACUGCAAAAGGCUUGCUCCAGAGUAUGAGAAGGCUGCCCGGGAGCUCAGCCAGCGCACCCCUCCGAUUCCCCUGGCCAAAGUCGAUGCCACUGCCGAGACUGAGCUGGCAAAGAGGUUCGACGUCAGCGGCUACCCAACUCUGAAGAUAUUCCGCAAGGGCAAACCUUAUGACUACAAUGGGCCACGGGAAAAAUACGGGAUUGUGGACUACAUGAUUGAACAGGCUGGUCCUCCAUCCAAACAAAUCCAGGCUACCAAGCAGGUACAGGAAUUUCUGAAGGAUGGUGAUGAUGUCAUCAUCAUUGGUGUCUUCAGUGGAGAGAAUGACAAAGCCUAUCAGCUCUAUCAGGAAGCAGCUAAUGGCUUAAGAGAAGAUUACAAAUUCCACCACACCUUCAGCAAUGAGAUUGCCAAACUGCUGAAAACAUCCCCAGGGAAACUGGUUGUCAUGCAACCAGAAAAAUUCCAGUCAAAGCAUGAGGCCAAGAUGCAUGUUUUGGAUCUGAAAGACUCUACAGAUGGCUCAGAGAUUAAAGAACACGUGCUCAGGCAUGCUUUGCCUCUGGUUGGUCACCGCAAGCCUUCCAACGACGCCAAAAGGUUCUCCAAGCGUCCUCUAGUGGUGGUCUAUUAUUCUGUGGACUUCAGCUUUGACUAUCGCGUGGCUACCCAGUACUGGAGAGGCAAAGUCUUGGAAGUGGCCAAAGACUUCCCUGAGUAUGUGUUUGCUGUUUCUGAUGAGGAAGAUUAUUCUUCUGAGAUAAAAGAUCUGGGCCUGCUGGAGAGCGGGGAGGAUGUCAACGUGGCUAUUCUGGAUGAAGGAGGCAAGAAGUAUGCCAUGGAGCCGGAGGAGUUCGACUCUGAUGUGCUCAGGAACUUUGUAAUGGCAUUCAAAAAAGGAAAACUGAAGCCUAUUGUGAAGUCCCAGCCAGUGCCAAAAAGCAACAAAGGGCCUGUGAAGGUAGUGGUGGGUAAAACGUUUGAUGCCAUAGUCAUGGAUCCCAAGAAUGAUGUUCUCAUCGAGUUCUACGCCCCGUGGUGUGGGCACUGCAAGAAGCUAGAGCCAGUGUAUACCGAGCUGGGCAGGAAGUACAAGAACGAGAAGCAGCUGGUGAUAGCCAAGAUGGAUGCCACUGCCAAUGACGUGCCCAACGACCGCUACAAAGUGGAGGGGUUCCCCACCAUCUACUUUGCUCCCAGGGACAAGAAGAACAACCCCAUUAAAUUUGACAGCGGGGACAGAGAUCUGGAGCACUUGAGUAAAUUUAUAGAGGAGCACGCAACAAAACUCUCCAGAACAAAAGAAGAGCUUUAGAUGGGAUGGGAGCAGGGAAGCAAAGCCCUUGGUGUGCUGUAGAGAGAAGCAAGUUCCUGACACAACUCAAGCUAGAGAAGGCUUGAGCAGCUGGAGCCAGGAAAUUAUCGAGCAGUAAGGCAAUUGCAGUACCUUUGUUUUUUUAUGUAUGGCAGAAGAGAUUCUCUGGACACUGAACUUCUCUGACACAGUCUUCAGUUAGUUACUGUUUGAACUUUUGGAGAAAAAUACAGCUUUUAUUUUUGGUGACUAUCUUGAGCUUGAUUCUUUGACUCCAGUGCACCUGUUAAGAGAUGGUAGCAAAAAGAGAACCAGAUCCCUCUGCUGAA